UAAUUCCAAUUACCACGAACGCACCGUCACAGUACCAUUGUAAUUGGCAGAGAAUCGAAGCUCCGCCUUCACAUUCGUUGAUCCCGGAAAUGAGAAUACGUUCCACACAGACACGAAAGUCUGUUGCAAAGCAGCUUAAUUUUUACCCAAAACAAUCAUCCAGAUUUAAUUGGUCAGUUUUUUGGAAUCAAUGCAGCUUCUAUUUUAGCAUUGGACGAGCUCCUAAUGUACUUCUGACAGAUUUUUCUGAGCAGAGAGGACGAUAGUUGGUGUUUUCUCUCCAGCUAACUUCUAUAUGGAACAUGACAGCAACGACUGGGACGCAGUUUAUGUUGAGCAUCGGGUUAUUUGAGAAAGAUGUGAAUAAAGACGUGCUGUGGGUGUGGUGCUACCCGUCUGUGAGCCCGGAGCUCAGGCAGGUGCUGCUCAGCAAAAGCUGCCUGACUCAGGAUGGCUGUGAUUUUCACACGUUUGUGUUCGGUCAGUUCAGACGCAGCUGGUACUACAUCACCACGGUGGAGGUGCAGGAGCCCACGGCUCUCACCAAGGUCACAGACUUUUCAGUAGCUUUAACAGCAAAAGACUUCAACCCUGAGAAGUACGCCGCUCUUAAUAAAGUUCUCUGCAGGAUGUACCUGAAACAUGGCAGCCCAGUGAAGAUGAUGGAGGCCUACAUCACCGUCCUCACCAACGGCAUCUGUCAGAGCGACGAAAACGGCUCCUUCCUCAUCAAGGACUACGACGUCCAAAAGGCCUACCUGGCAGGUUCAGUUAAAGACGUGGUGUCUCAGUUUGGCGUGGAGACCAUCAUCUUGUACACCGCCCUGAUGCUGAAGAAGAGGAUGGUGGUCUUUCAUCCUCGAAUCGAAGCCUUGUUGGAGUUUACGAGAGCUCUUCCUGCUCUGACGUGGCACAGGAAAGACUGGUCCAUCCUGCACCCGUACGUCCACCUGACCCACGCCGAGCUGGAGGAUUUGAAGAAAUGCCCUGGGUACGUAGCGGGAUUCGUAGAUGCAGAAGUGAGCAACAGAUCGGACUUGUUUGAUGUGUUUGUGAACCUCCCAGACAGAGUCAUCACCGUGUCCCAGAGUGCCAAAGAGGCCAUGGCCAUGGGGAAGCUGCACAAGGACAUCGCUCAGGUCAUCGUCCAGUCUGCGGAGGAUCCCGACAAGUCGGAUGGUCAGGUCAUCAAGGACAUUUCCGUCAAGACUAAAGAAGUCCUGAACAACCUGGCUGCUCUGGCCGAAGAGUGCGACGACUCCAGGAUCACCCUGGAAGCCCUGAAGCGGCAUCACUUCCCUCCGGCCACCGAGAACUUCCUGUUUCAUCUGGCAGCUGUGGAGCAGCUCUUACGGAUUUGAACGGGUUCUCAGACUCUGCGGCUUAUAAGCUCAAAUCUGAGUGUUGCUCUAACGUUGGGAGGCUUGUGUAGAGGAAUGUUUGUUUUUAUUUUCGUAAACAUUCCUAGAAGAGACCAACGCCUCCAGCACCUGCUGGUUCACUGGCUUCUGCAACACCAGCCCCGUGCAGCUGCCCCCUUCUCGAUUUCUCUGGCAGGUUUUCUCAAUUUAAACAAAAAGGUGAAAUAAGAAGCUUUAAACUGUAGCAGGAGCUUCAUUAAUGCAGUCCCUAUUGCUGCAAAACCACGUCGUUACUCUCCUUUACUCCUCUGGAGAGGAGAGGAGGAAGAGGAAGGACCGGUGAAAAACAAAACGAGGAGCAGGUUUGUGGAUCCAGACCCAGAUUGGAUCACGACAAUCCUCACCUUUAGGAAUGCUGGUGAAGGUUCUCAGUCAUCCAGGUCAUGAUAAACCAAAAGGUUCAAAUGAAGACAGCUGGACUUCUUUAGUUUCUUGAAGAUGCCUCGCUUCUCAUCCAAGGAGCUUUGUUGGUUCUAACUGGAGUCUAGCUUAUCAGCUGCACAGCUUCAGCUGAUAAGCUAGACUCUCCCAUAAAGCUCCUCAGAUGAGAAGCGAGACAUCUUCAAGAAACUAAAGAAGUCCAGCUGUCUUCAUUUGAACCUUUAGGAAUGAAACCAAAACAUCUUACAAGUUCAUCAGAGACUCCAAAGGUUCCUCUAGAGGAGAAUCAGAGGUUUGAUAGAAAGUAGUUCGCAUUAAAGGUGUGGUUCACUGAAAAAACAUUUUAAUGAUUAUUUCUGAUUCUAACGGGUCACUCUGAGUGUUUCAUGCAGGCUGAACAUGAAAAUAGUCUCCUACACCUAUCUCCUGCAGUAGCUUCUGAAAGAAAACAGACGGUGAAACUCUAGGAUUAGAAAAUCCUGACAGAUCUACGUCACACUGUCACUAACAUUCAUGGACUCACCCAUCUAGACUCAACAGGGAAGGCUGUUGCUGAUUUAGCGUCCAGGAAACAGCAGAGAACAUCUCAGCUAGUAGAAGCUAACUGUUAGCAUUAGCAACUCCACCACACAGCAGAAGUCCUCCAGGCUUGUGUUAUUUGUGGAGGUAAAACAUCAACGUUGCAGAGCAAACAAAGUUGUGUUGCUGUUAGCCAAUCAGAGUAGAGAUGUUCACAAAUCAGGAAGUAAGAUCCCAAAUCCUGUCGUCUGAAGCUCAACUCAGAUCUGGCUCACUUCUAGUUCCUGAAACAGGCAUGUCUGAGCUUUUUAGCCCUCGAGUACGACCUAAAAGACAUCCAUCGCUACUGGAGACCACGGCAAACGUGUCGGUCAAAUGAGUGAACCACACCUUUAAUGAAGCUCUCACCACAGUUUAAGUAUUAUACACACUUUUUUGGUCUGAAUUGAGAAAAAUCCUCCAAUAAGAUUUUAAAAAGAUCUUCAAGUAGAAAAAAAAACCUCUUUGGGAAACAUUUAAUCUCUGAAUGGCCUCAUCUUAGAGAAAUAGAGACAGGUUCUUACUGAAUACAAAGUGUCAGAAUGGUUAGUUUAUGAAAAUACUAUUUAAUAAUUCAGGCAGAUUUAUGACACAAUCGACCAUGUGAUGCUGCACACGUUUAGAAAUAACAUUUUCUGUUAUUUGAGCUCCACACUCACCUUGCUGAUCUGAGCUAAUCUCGGUUUUUCAUACCUGAGGUUGUUCAUUGAGUGAGCUAUAACAGGUAGGAUAAUAUUCCACAUACUUUUAACAGAAACGCCGCAAAUUUCAGCCAUUUACAAGCACGCUAGUUGUAAAUCUUCAUUUCCUUACCUGUUAACAGCUUCUUGAACACCUCAGUUUGGAGAUAAACAGCACAUGUGCUACAGGACUGAUGGGCUAACAGCUAGUUGGAGCUCAGAUGCCAAAAAGUGUCACAUUUAUUCAUUUUUUACUCCUGAACUCCUAGUUGUGAUUCUUCUAAAUAUCUGAGAAUCAGGUCUUAGCUGCACUCUGACUAGCCAUUAGCUUAUCUGUCCUUAAGGACAUGAGCUCUAUUUCUCUGAACAGAGGCUGUUCAGGAAGCUCUACUAAAAAUUAAAGAGGAAUGUUACAGAAACAUUCCUCACAAACAGUCAGCACGUCGUCCUAUUCCGUUAGAUGUUGAAUGAAUUUAAUAGUUUUGCUUUUAAAGUUCAGAAAUGUUUUCUGUUGAUCUUGUUUUUUAGAUUUAACACCUUUGCCGAGUCCUGCUUUUCUUUUGAGGAUUAAUGUCCAACAUUUUGGUAAAUUCCUGUUUUAAACGACCUUUUAAAUAAAACUGAUUUUAGUAUUGAUCGAGGUUGGAUGUGAAUCCGCAACAGAAAGUAGAUCCUUAAUGUUACUUUCAGUUCUAUAUAAACACAGACACAGUAGAUAUACGGGUGCUUCUAUCUUCUAGAGUUUAUUACCAAUAAAAAAUAAAUACAGAAUCCAUCAGA
Messenger RNA from Nothobranchius furzeri (turquoise killifish), 3820 nucleotides. It is a transcript of the gene dennd10, whose product is annotated as DENN domain containing 10. Gene Ontology annotation, biological process: protein transport; regulation of early endosome to late endosome transport. Gene Ontology annotation, molecular function: small GTPase binding; guanyl-nucleotide exchange factor activity. The record is from RefSeq and is a predicted model, not a curated record. Lineage: Eukaryota; Metazoa; Chordata; Actinopteri; Cyprinodontiformes; Nothobranchiidae. Gene Ontology annotation, cellular component: late endosome.